Ordospora colligata OC4 is the source of this 438-nucleotide messenger RNA. RefSeq names its product ribosomal protein S16. Lineage: Eukaryota; Fungi; Microsporidia; Ordosporidae. Gene Ontology annotation, biological process: maturation of SSU-rRNA from tricistronic rRNA transcript (SSU-rRNA, 5.8S rRNA, LSU-rRNA); translation. The transcript has a single exon. The record is from RefSeq and is a predicted model, not a curated record. The coding region runs from base 1 to 438 and encodes 145 amino acids. Gene Ontology annotation, molecular function: structural constituent of ribosome; RNA binding. Gene Ontology annotation, cellular component: cytosolic small ribosomal subunit; ribosome.
AUGAGUAGACUGGUAAAGACAAUUACUACUCAAGGUAUGAAGAAAAAGGCUGUUGCCACUUGUGAGUGCACACAGACCGGACAGUUCUCAAUAAGAAUCAACAUGGUGCCUUUUGAAAUCCUUCCGAACUCGCUCAUGGCAGCAAAGCUCAAGGAAAUCAUCUGCAUUGUUGAUCAAUCAAACAUUAAGGACUUAUCGUUCGACAUAACAUGCAAGGAAGGUGGAAACGUUUCUCGUGUGUAUGCAGUCAGGAUGGCAUUUGCAAAGGCUGUGCUUGCAUUCUAUGGCACUUAUCUCGAAGAAUGGAAGAAACAGGAGAUCCAGAAGAGGCUAAUGGACUUUGACAGGUUCAGCCUUGUCAGUGACUCAAGAAGGAGAGAGCCAAAGAAGUUUGGAGGACCAGGUGCACGUGCAAGGUAUCAGAAGUCAUAUCGUUGA